Messenger RNA from Populus trichocarpa (black cottonwood), 2240 nucleotides. Its product is annotated as rop guanine nucleotide exchange factor 12. The transcript is spliced from 7 exons. The coding region runs from base 298 to 1911 and encodes 537 amino acids. Lineage: Eukaryota; Viridiplantae; Streptophyta; Magnoliopsida; Malpighiales; Salicaceae. Gene Ontology annotation, molecular function: guanyl-nucleotide exchange factor activity. The record is from RefSeq and is a predicted model, not a curated record.
CUGAUUUUUGCCUUGUUUUUGAGCUCAUUGCUCUCACGACAGACACCUCAUUCAUCCAUCCAAACAUGCACCCCACGUUCCACCAACACAUACUACAUGGCACAGAACAGAAACUACCACCAAUCAAAACAUAGUAAAUUCUUCGAAGAACACCAAUCUGUUGGGUCAUUUGGUGGCUGGUCUUAUCUCCCCCCUUGUCUCCGACCACGGACAAGGUGUGAAACAUCUCUUAUGUUUGUUCAUUGCGUAGAACCUUCUCUUUUCUUUUCGUAAUUUUAUUUCCUACGAACAUUAAAGAUGGUUCGUGCUCUUGAACAAGAACAAGAAAAUUAUAGGUCUAGAUUGUAUCAUUUCAAAGGGAUGAAUGAGAAUGCAGGCGGUCGGCAUGUUAAGAGCUUGAGCGCGGAUGAUAGUUCUAGUUUGGCAGAAUACUCUUCAAUGGAUGAUAGAAUAACAUCUAGAGGCCAUCAGCCUCCAAGACCUGUUAAUGAAAAGGGUCCUAGAUCAAGGUCAGGCAAGGAUGAAGCCGGUGCUGCAGGAAAAGAUAAUAAAAAUCCAGAAAUGGAACAGAUGAAGGAAAGGUUCGCUAAAUUGCUCCUUGGGGAGGAUAUGUCUGGUGGAGGAAAGGGUGUCUCUUCAGCUCUGGCAUUGUCAAAUGCAAUUACAAACCUUGCUGCUUCUGUGUUUGGCGAACAACGACGUCUAGAGCCCAUGUCACCAGAAAGAAAAGCAAGGUGGAUAAGAGAAAUUGAUUGGCUCUUAUCUGUAACCGAUCACGUUGUCGAACUUGUUCCUUCCCAGCAAAAAUCCAAGGAUGGAUCAAAUAUGGAGAUAAUGGUGACACGACAACGAAAUGAUCUUCAUAUGAACAUCCCAGCUUUGCGCAAGCUUGACGCAAUGCUUCUUGACUCCCUAGAUAACUUCAAAGACCAAAAUGAGUUCUAUUAUGUUUCAAGAGAUUCCCCUGAGUCAGAAAAAGGAGGCACCAAGAGAAAAGAUGAUAAAUGGUGGCUACCUACUGUCAAAGUCCCUCCAGAUGGUUUAUCAGAAAGGGCUAAAAAAUUUCUUCAUUACCAAAAGGACUCUGUGAACCAAGUUCUCAAAGCAGCCAUGGCUAUAAAUGCUCAAAUUCUUUCAGAAAUGGAGAUUCCUGAAAACUACAUUGAAUCCCUUCCCAAGAAUGGGAGGGCUAGCCUCGGAGACUCGGCGUAUAGGAGUAUUACACUUGAGUACUUCGAUCCUGAUCAAUUUCUGUCCACUAUGGACUUGUCAUCAGAACAUAAAAUCCUAGACCUCAAGAACAGAAUAGAGGCCUCCAUAGUAAUUUGGAGAAGGAAAAUGAAUCAGAAAGAUGGUAAAUCUGCUUGGGGAUCUGCUGUCAGUUUGGAGAAGAGAGAACUCUUUGAAGAGAGAGCAGAAACUAUCUUACUCCUUCUAAAACAACGCUUCCCUGGACUUCCUCAAUCUUCACUAGAUGUUAGCAAAAUUCAAUAUAAUGAGGAUGUAGGGCACGCUAUCUUGGAAAGCUAUUCAAGAAUUCUAGAAACCUUGGCCUCGACAGUCAUGUCUCGAAUUGAAGAUGUGCUCUAUGCUGAUCAUGUUGCUCGAAAUCCAUCUCACGCAGGACACACGAGUAACACGUUAAAAGAGGCACCACAAGUACUGGUUUCUCCCAAAGAAGGGAUGGAGAAGAACUCAGAAGAUACAAACGCUUCAAUGACACUGUCUGAUUUUAUGGGUUGGAGUCAGGAACAAAAUGACACUACAGCAAAGAAGGAUCCAUUUGGAUCAGAUGAACUACUCAAAGAUGACGAUAAGUGUACACAGAAACUUGCUAACAUAUCGACCAACCGGAAACCUUCCUAUCUUGAUAAUCUAGGAGCUUCACGAAGCCCAACAGCACGCCAUUGAUAGCAUUAUAGAGGGAGAAAAAUGAACACGUACAGAAAAAAGAAACAGAGAAGAGAAAGAAAGAAAGAAAGAGUGAGAAAGCCCAACACUAAAAUGUGUAUUUUCAGACCCUUUAUUAAAGGGGUCCUUUUGGUUUGUGAAUUUCCGACAUAUUUCCAUUCCAUUCGUUCCUUUGGUAAAUAGGAAGAAUGAACAUGAGUGAAAAACCAAGAGAUUUCAAACAUUUUGUUCUGUCAUUCUGUACAAGAAAUGGAUUUGUAGUUCCUAGUCGCCCAAAUGCGUUCUUGGUAAUUGUCUUCAGAGUAGAGCAGACCCGAUAAUUAUGUGUG